Messenger RNA from Miscanthus lutarioriparius, 6528 nucleotides. Lineage: Eukaryota; Viridiplantae; Streptophyta; Magnoliopsida; Poales; Poaceae. The record is from the annotation of a GenBank genome assembly.
AUGUCGGCGGCGCAGGCCCUGGCUCUCAAGCUCCGCGCGGCUCCAGCGCCGGGCAGGCCCCGUGGCUGCCGGAGGACGGUGAGGGCAGCUGGCGCGGCGCAUGUCGGGGCGCUGCAGCAUCGCCGCUGCGUGUCGCUGGCGCAGGGCGGGCGGUUCCUCCGCGUUGCGCCGCUCCCCGCCGCCCAGCAGCGCCCGCGGCCAUUGCCGUGGGCUGAGCGCGCGGCGCGGUGGCACGACGGCGGCGGGGUGGUGGCCUCGGCGUCGGCUGCGGCGGGGGUCAGGUCGAUGUCCAGGAUACCGCAGGGCAACACUGGGCUCUACGACCCGUCCAUGGACCGCGACUCCUGCGGCGUAGGCUUCAUCGCCGAGCUCUCCGCCGAGCCCAGCCGCAAAACCAUCGUCGACGCCAUCGAGAUGCUAGAGAGAAUGUCCCACCGUGGCGCCUGUGGCUGCGAGAAGAACACCGGUGAUGGUGCGGGCAUCCUUGUUGCGCUGCCGGAUGCCUUUUUCAGAGAGGUCACCAAGGACGCCGGCUUUGAGCUUCCACUGCCAGGUCAGUACGGCGUAGGGAUGUUCUUCAUGCCCCACGAUGAUGAGCGACGUGAGAAGAGCAAGCUUGUGUUCCAUGAGAUAGCCAAGUCAUUGGGACAUGUAGUGCUUGGGUGGCGUCGGGUUCCAACGGACAACUCGGACUUGGGCAAAGCAGCGCUUGAAACUGAACCAGUGAUCGAACAAGUGUUUGUGUCUAAGAGCAUGCACUCCAAGGCUGACUUUGAGCAGCAGUUGUACAUCCUACAUGGGCUCUCAAUCAAGUCCAUCCGCGAAGCUUUAGGUCUUGAGCACGGAGGACCAAAUGAUUUCUAUAUGUGCUCUCUAUCUUCAAGGACUGUUGUUUAUAAGGGUCAGCUGAAGCCAACUCAACUUAAAGGGUACUUCUUUGCGGACUUAGGUGAUCAAAGGUUCACAAGUUACAUGGCUCUGGUUCACUCAAGAUUCUCCACGAACACCUUCCCCAGCUGGGAUCGUGCACAGCCAAUGCGUGUUUUGGGACAUAAUGGUGAAAUAAAUACCCUUAGGGGGAACAAGAACUGGAUGACAGCACGCGAAGGUCUUCUUGAGUGCAAGGGACUCGGCCUAUCAAGGGAUGAAAUGUCAAAACUUCUGCCGAUAGUGGAUCCUACCUCUUCAGAUUCAGGUGCAUUUGAUAACGUUCUUGAGCUCCUCAUCCGGUCUGGAAGGAGCUUGCCAGAGGCUGUGAUGAUGAUGAUCCCUGAGGCGUGGCACAAUGAUGUUAACAUGGACCCCGAGAGAAAAGCUUUGUAUGAGUACUUUUCGGCCCUUAUGGAGCCUUGGGAUGGACCGGCUCUAGUAUCAUUUACUGAUGGCCGUUAUCUUGGGGCUACUCUGGAUCGUAAUGGCUUGAGGCCUGGCCGUUUUUAUGUGACAUACAGUGGCCGCGUGAUCAUGGCUAGCGAAGUUGGCGUGGUUGAUGUCCCUAAUGAUGAUGUGAUGAGAAAGGGCAGGGUAAAACCUGGUACGAUUCUUUUAGUUGAUUUUGAGAAGCACUGUAUCGUGGACGAUGAUGAACUGAAGAAACAAUACUCCAGAGCUCACCCAUAUGGGGAGUGGCUUGAGAGACAAAAGAUACAACUUGCAGAUAUUAUAGAAUCUGUACCUGAAACCGAGAGAAUUGCUCCUAGGAUUGACAUGCUUCCACAAAAGAAUGAGAACAAGGAAGCCUUUUGUAUUCAUGGAAUUUUGGCUCCGCUGAAAGCCUUUGGGUACACUGUAGAAACACUCGAAAUGCUGCUUCUACCAAUGGCCAAAAAUGGUGUAGAAGCUCUAGGAUCCAUGGGAAACGAUACCCCCCUUGCUGUUAUGUCAAACAGAGAGAAGCUGCCUUUUGAUUAUUUCAAGCAGAUGUUUGCUCAGGUUACAAACCCACCAAUCGACCCAAUUAGAGAAAAAAUCGUCACAUCCAUGGAGUGUAUGAUUGGUCCAGAAGGCGACCUAUCUGAAACAACAGAACAUCAGUGCCAUCGCCUGAAACUUCAAGGUCCUUUACUGCAUAUAGAUGAAAUGGAGGCUAUUAAAAAGAUGAACUUUCGUGGUUGGCGCAGCAAGGUGCUUGACAUAACUUAUCCUAAAGAGUGUGGAAGGGAAGGUUUAGAACAAACUUUGGAUAAACUCUGUGCUCAAGCUCGUGAAGCUGUUCAUGAGGGAUACACUAUUCUAGUUCUCUCUGAUAGAGGUUUCUCUCCGGAUCGUGUUCCUGUCAGUUCUCUACUGGCAAUUGGAGCCGUUCAUCAGCAUCUUGUCUUGAAUCUUGAGAGGACACGCAUAGGGUUGCUUGUUGAUUCAGCUGAACCUCGUGAAGUGCACCAUUUCUGCACCCUUCUUGGAUUUGGUGCAGAUGCUAUAUGCCCUUAUUUGGCUAUUGAAGCCAUUUGGCGGCUACAAAUUGAUGAGAAAAUACCUCCUAAAGAUGAUGGACAGCUGUAUCCAAAGGAACUUAUUGACAAGUAUUUCUAUGCUUCUAACAAUGGAAUAAUGAAGGUUCUUGCAAAGAUGGGGAUAUCCACCCUGGCAUCGUACAAAGGUGCUCAGAUAUUUGAGGCCCUCGGUCUUGCUUCAGAAGUGGUCAAUGCACUUGAUCUCCAUGAGUUGGCAUUCCCGUCAAGAACUUUACCUCCUGGAAGUGCAGAAGCAAACUCUCUUCCCAACCCGGGAGAUCAUCACUGGAGGAAAAAUGGAGAAGUACACCUUAAUGAUCCUUUUUCUAUUGCAAAAUUACAAGAAGCAGCUAGACUCAACAGCAGGGAAGCAUACAAAGAAUAUUCUAGACACACUCAGGAGCUGAAUAAGUCCUGUACUCUUCGUGGUAUGCUGAAGUUUAGAGAAAUUCCUGUCAGGAUUUCCUUGGAUGAGGUUGAACCUGCAAGUGAGAUAGUCAAGCGAUUUUGUACUGGAGCAAUGAGUUAUGGGUCCAUUUCCUUGGAAGCUCAUACAACGAUGGCUAGGGCUCAGAAUAUAAUGGGAACAAAAUCUAAUACAGGCGAGGGAGGGGAACAACCGUCUCGCAUGGACCCUCUUCCUGAUGGUUCCAUGAAUCCAUUAAUAAGUGCGAUCAAGCAGGUUGCAAGUGGAAGAUUUGGAGUUUCUAUCUAUUAUCUGACAAAUGCUAUUGAGCUGCAGAUAAAAAUGGCUCAGGGUGCUAAACCAGGCGAAGGGGGCGAGCUCCCAGGUCAUAAGGUCAUCGGCGACAUUGCAGUUACAAGACAUUCUACAGCUGGUGUAGGACUCAUCAGCCCACCUCCUCACCACGAUAUAUAUUCCAUUGAGGAUCUUGCACAACUUAUCUAUGACCUUAAGAAUUCAAAUCCAGGGGCCAGAAUCAGUGUCAAACUAGUCUCUGAGGCUGGUGUAGGAGUUGUCGCAAGUGGUGUCGUUAAAGGACAUGCUGACAAUAUUCUCAUCUCUGGGCAUGAUGGAGGCACAGGGGCUUCUAGAUGGACAGGAAUUAAAAAUGCUGGACUUCCUUGGGAACUUGGACUGGCUGAGACACAUCAGACUCUAGUAGCAAAUGGGCUCCGGGCCCGAGUUGUCCUUCAGACUGAUGGCCAAUUGAAAAUUGGUAGAGAUGUUGUCAUUGCUUGUUUACUUGGGGCGGAGGAAUUUGGAUUUAGCACAGCUCCACUAAUCGUACUUGGUUGCAUUAUGAUGAGGAAAUGUCAUACUAAUACCUGUCCUGUUGGUAUUGCUACACAAGAUCCAGUGCUCAGAGAAAAAUUUGCUGGAAAGCCAGAGCAUCUCAUAAACUUCUUCUUCAUGCUUGCCGAGGAGGUACGAGAAAUAAUGUCUCAGCUUGGUUUCCGCACCGUCAAUGAAAUGGUUGGGCGAUCAGAUAUGCUUGAGGUUGAUCCAGAUGUACUGAAAGGCAAUGAGAAACUUCAGAACAUUGAUCUAUCACUGAUCUUGAAAUCAGCUGCUGAGAUUAAUCCCGAGGCUGUUCAAUAUUGUGUUGAGAAACAAGACCAUGGCCUCGAUAUGGCACUAGAUAACAAACUCAUAGCCUCCUCAAGAGCUGCCCUUGAAAAAAGAUUUCGUGUUUUCAUUGAGACAACAGUCAAGAACACUGAUAGAGCUGUUGGCACUAUGCUCAGCCAUGAAGUGACAAAGCUAUUUCGUAUGCCUGGACUUCCUCCAGACACCAUCCAUGUUAAACUCAAUGGAAGUGCUGGUCAAAGUUUUGGUGCUUUUCUCUGUCCUGGAGUCACUCUUGAGCUUGAAGGAGACAGCAAUGAUUAUGUUGGUAAAGGAUUAUCUGGCGGCAAGAUUGUUGUGUACCCACCCAGAAACAGCCGAUUUAUCCCACAGGACAAUAUUGUUAUUGGUAAUGUGGCUCUAUAUGGUUCUACCAAGGGAGAAGCAUAUUUUAAUGGUAUGGCAGCAGAAAGGUUUUGUGUCCGCAAUUCAGGUGCGCAAGCAGUUGUCGAAGGAAUCGGCGAUCAUGGAUGUGAGUACAUGACAGGAGGCACUGUCGUUAUUCUGGGAAAAACUGGUAGAAACUUUGCCGCUGGCAUGAGUGGCGGCAUUGCUUAUGUUUAUGAUGUGGAUGGGAUGUUCAGUACCCGUUGCAAUCAUGAGUUAGUCAACCUGUAUAGUGUAGAUGAAGAGGAUGACAUUACAACAUUGAGGGUGAUGAUAGAACAGCAUCGACUCAACACAGAAAGCGUUUUUGCCAAAGAUAUACUUUCUAAUUUCGAGGAUCUUCUUCCAAAAUUUGUAAAAGUAUUUCCAAGAGAUUACAAGCGGGUUUUGGAGAAUAUGAAGGCGGAAAAGGUUGCCAAAGAAGCAGAGCAAAAAAUGAGAAAAAAGUGGUGGGAUAGGAAGGCAGCUGAAAUGAUUAAAGCUCCAAAUGGUGUUUCAGUAAUUACAAAGAAAGUACAGAACAAAAAGUCAUCUAGCCGACCAACACAAGUUUUCAAUGCUGAAAAGCCUCGAGGUUUUGUAAAAUAUGAGCGAGAGGGGAUUUCUUACAGAGAUGAAAAUGAGCGUGUUAAGGAUUGGGAUGAAGUUACAAAUGAAUUGGUUCCUGGGCCACUGCUAAACACACAAUCUGCUCGGUGCAUGAGUUGUAGCACUCCUUUCUGUCAUCAGGAAAAUUUUGGUGCUGGCUGUCCUCUUGGAAAUAAGAUACCUGAAUUCAAUGAAUUAGUUUAUCAGAACAGAUGGCGUGAAGCAUUAGAUCGCCUACUUGAGACCAAUAAUUUUCCUGAGUUCACUGGACGAGUUUGCCCGGCUCCUUGUGAGGGUUCAUGCGUGCUUGGCAUUAUAGAGAAUCCAGUAUCUAUAAAAAGCAUAGAGUGUACCAUCAUAGACAAAGGCUUCAAAGAGGGGUGGAUAGUACCACGCCCUCCCCUUCAGAGAACAGGGAUGACAGUUGCUAUUGUUGGAAGUGGACCGGCUGGUUUAGCUGCUGCAGAUCAACUGAACAAGAUGGGACAUUAUGUAGUUGUGUUUGAACGUGCUGAUCGUAUUGGAGGGCUGAUGAUGUAUGGGGUUCCAAACAUGAAGGCAGACAAAGCUAGAAUCGUUCAGCGCCGUGUUGAUUUAAUGGAUAAGGAGGGGGUUAAAUUCAUUGUGAAUGCCCAUGUUGGAACUGAUCCUCGGUACUCUAUUGAGCGGCUCCGAUCUGAGAAUGAUGCAGUUAUUUUGGCUUGUGGUGCUACUAGGCCGAGAGAUCUCCCUAUUCCUGGACGUGAACUGUCAGACAUCCAUUUUGCUAUGGAUUUUCUUCAUUCCAAUACCAAAAGUUUACUUGACACCAACUUAGAGGAUGGUAACUACAUAUCUGCUAGAGGGAAAAAGGUAGUUGUAAUUGGUGGUGGUGACACAGGUACAGACUGUAUUGGGACAGCCAUCAGACAUGGUUGCAGCAACCUUGUAAACCUUGAACUUCUACCAGAACUGCCUAGAGAGAGGGCCCCUGACAAUCCGUGGCCUCAGUGGCCGAAGAUAUUCCGAAGAGACUAUGGGCACCAAGAAGCAGCCAGCAAGUUUGGAAAAGACCCAAGAACUUACCAAAUCCUCACGAAACGUUUUAUCGGAGAUGAAAAUGGAAAAGUGAAGGCCCUUGAGGUAGUACGUGUUGAAUGGAGCAAAGUGGAUGGAAGAUUUCAAUUCAAGGAGAUAGAAGGUUCACAAGAAAUUAUUGAGGCAGAUCUUGUCCUCUUAGCUAUGGGAUUCCUAGGUCCCGAGGCGGAUAUUGCCAAGAAGCUGGGUUUAGAGCAAGACAACCGAUCAAACUUCAAAGCUCAGUUUGGAAACUUCGCAACUAACGUGGAAGGUGUGUUUGCUGCCGGGGACUGCAGGCGUGGGCAAUCACUGGUUGUUUGGGCAAUUGCAGAGGGGAGGGAAGCAGCAGCAGCUGUUGACAAGUACCUGUCGAGAGAAAUAACGAAUGUUGAUAAGGACGUUGUUGCCCCAGGUCCAUGUGAAUGUCUGGUUCAACCCGUUGCGGCAUAA